This is a messenger RNA of Microthlaspi erraticum, 915 nucleotides long. The record is from the annotation of a GenBank genome assembly. Lineage: Eukaryota; Viridiplantae; Streptophyta; Magnoliopsida; Brassicales; Brassicaceae.
AUGGUGUUCGUGAAACCCCAAAAGAAGCAGGCUUACUUCAAGAGGUAUCAAGUCAAGUUCAGGAGAAGGCGUGAUGGAAAGACUGAUUACCGCGCCAGGAUCCGUCUCAUCAAUCAGGACAAGAACAAGUACAACACCCCUAAGUACCGUUAUGUCGUGAGAUUUACCAACAAGGACAUAAUUGCUCAAAUUGUGUCUGCAACUAUCACUGGUGACAUUGUUAUGGCAUCUGCCUAUGCGCAUGAGCUCCCUCGUUAUGGCCUUAAAGCUGGUCUAACGAAUUAUGCUGCUGCAUACUGUACUGGUCUCCUUUUGGCUCGCCGUGUACUUAAGAUGCUCGAGAUGGAUGCUGAGUAUGAAGGAAAUGCUGAGGCCACUGGAGAAGACUACUCUGUUGAGCCGACUGAAACCAGAAGGCCAUUCCGUGCUCUUCUCGACGUUGGUCUCGUCAGGACCACAACCGGAAACCGUGUGUUUGGUGCCCUUAAGGGUGCUUUGGAUGGUGGAAUUGACAUCCCACACAGUGACAAGCGUUUUGCUGGGUUCAACAAGGAAGGAAAGAACCUUGAUGCUGAAGUUCACAGGAAAUACAUCUUCGGCGGUCACGUUGCUGAUUACAUGAAGCUGUUGAUGGAGGAUGAGCCAGACAAAUACCAGACUCAUUUCAGCGGUUACUUGAAGAAGGAUCUUGCCCCAGAGAAUAUGGAAGAGAUGUACAAGGCAGUACACGCAGCAAUUAGGGCUGAUCCAUCAAUCAAGAAGUCCGACAAAGUGGCUCCUAAAGAGCACAAGAGGUACAACCCUAAGAAGCUGACUUAUGAUGAGAGGAAGGCUAGUCUGAUCCAGCGAGUGAAGGCCUUGAACUCAGCUGGUGAUGGUGGGGAUGAUGAUGAUGAGGACGAGGACGACGAGUAA